CUCCGCUGUCUACUGCGAAUUCGUAUUUUUCUGAUUCCAAUGCUGCGAUUCACAUUCCCCGCGCGCUCUCCGGUUUCACGGCGCCUGUUCUCGACGACACGCGCAGUCGACACCAACAUAGCGAUUGCGGGCGGCGGUGCUGCAGGAUUCUAUACGGCUGCACGGCUCCUGGCAAAAGCGCCCGACACACAAAUCGAUAUCUUCGAGCGGCUGCCGACACCACACGGGACUUCAAGUUUGAGGAAGUGGCGGCCUAACAAGAACGUGCGGUAUUUCGGCAACGUCAAGCUGGGCCGGGACAUUCAGCUCGACGAGCUAAAGAACACAUACGAUGGCGUGGUAUUGGCGUACGGUGCCAGCCAGGACAAGAAGCUAGGGAUCCCGGGCGAAGACGGCAUAGAGGGAUCGGAUGGAGUGCUGGCAGCACGCGAGUUUGUCGGAUGGGACCUGCAGCCCGAUCUUAAUUCGCUCGAGACAGUGGUUGUAAUUGGACACGGCAAUGUCGCGCUGGACUGCGCGCGCAUCCUGCUUACUGAUCCUGAGGUCUUGGCCCAAACCGACAUCACCUACAACGCGCUGGAGGCUCUACGUAAGAGCUCGGUCACCAAUGUUGUCAUGGUUGGCCGGCGUGGCCCUCUGCAGGCGUCAUUCACAAUCAAGGAGCUGCGCGAAAUGACCAAGAUCCCGGGCCUGGAGAUCAUCACCGACGUACCACUGAUUAAGCGCGAGUGUGAGCAGAACAAGGAGCUGCUGGCCAAGUCGCGGCCACUCAAACGCAUGAUGGACCUGCUGAUCAAGCACGGGCGCACCCUGCCAUCCGGGGAUCAGAAGAAGACGCUUCGGCUCGAGUUCCUGAGGAGCCCUACCAAGGUCGUAUACAAUGCCAUCAACUCAGAUGAUGGCCAGAUUGAGUAUCCACAGGCGAUUCUACUCAACCACAAUACGCUUGAGGGCCCGGCGGAAAGCGCCAGGGCUGUGCCUACGGACAGAACAACUGUAGUUCCGUGCUGUAUGGUCCUGCGCAGCAUCGGAUAUGCCAGCACGCCGGUGGAGGGUGCGCCGUUCGACUCUGCCAAGAAGAUCGUACCAAAUAUCAGCGGGCGCGUUGUCGACGGCGAAGACGUCGUGCCUGGCCUAUAUGUAUCCGGGUGGGUCAAGCGUGGGCCCGUCGGGGUCAUUGCAACCACCAUGCAAGACGCAUACCACACAGCCGAUACCAUUGUCAUGGACAUCAACAACAAGAACAUUCCUGACGGCAAGUGCUCGCGCGAACAGAUCGACGCGGUCCUGGAAAAAGUAAAGGGCCAGCGUGUAUCCAACGACGACUGGAGGAGGCUGGAGGAGUACGAGUUUGCUGCAGGCAAGGAAAUUGGCAAGCCGCGCGAGAAAGUCACUCGGGUCGAGGACAUGCUUCAGAUUAUCCGCGAGAACGAGGGAAAAACCAAAAAGCGCCGGACCGCCUGCUAGAGCGUUUUUAUUAACUGAAUAGAUUCAGGCUUUCCUGAGCCUCGCAAC
Messenger RNA from Linderina pennispora, 1515 nucleotides. RefSeq names its product FAD/NAD(P)-binding domain-containing protein. The record is from RefSeq and is a predicted model, not a curated record. Bases 40 to 1467 code for a protein of 475 amino acids. The transcript has 4 exons. Lineage: Eukaryota; Fungi; Kickxellomycota; Kickxellomycetes; Kickxellales; Kickxellaceae. Gene Ontology annotation, molecular function: oxidoreductase activity.